AGGGGCCCCCGCCUCGUCCCCGCACAUGUGGUCAACACUGCUUAGCGCGAGCGAGCUGGUCCGUGAGGAGCAACGCGAGCAAGUCCAAUCCGAUCCGCGCGCUUCUUUCUCGUUCUCGAACACUUUUAAUUGCCGUACCGCCGGUUGCCGCUCCCUCUCGGCGUUUCUCGCCUUCUGACGACUCGCUCAAGAAACCAGAGGCUACUCGAUGGCACCCCGGACAGUGCAUUUCAGCAGCGCGGUGCUGCUGCUGCCUAUGCUGCUGCUUCUGCUCGGCGCGGCGCUGCUGCAGGCGCGGCCCCAGCCCCAGGACGCCAGCACCAACAACAUCUUCCGCCAGGAGAUCACGGAGGACUACGGUCGGAGUGUGGUGGCCGAUCUGAUCCUGAGCGUGGCUCGGGACUGGGACCUGGGCCGUGAGGAGGCCACCGAGUUCAUCCGCGCCGUGCCGGCAGUCACGGUAAACGGCACGACGUUCGGCCCCACGACGCACCCGAUCAACGAGUCAGGCCCCAUCAGCUUCUCCGCCAGCGCCGACGAGCGGCCCGAGUAGCCCGCCCCGCCGCCUGCCCGGGCGGGAGGGUACGCCGGAGGGGCGGUCGGCUCUACCUUCAGCCUGCCUGCCAUCUCGGUCGCCCCACCCUGCCCCGGCCCGCCUGACGGUUCUCACGCACACCGCCGCCGCGGUGAUCCUCGUCAAACGGCGUACUUUCCACGUGGAAAAUAACUCUCACACACGGACACACAGUUAGAUGUGAUGGCUCCUGUGUCGGCCCUGGAUUGGGGGAAUUACCACCAUUGAUCUCGCAGUUAUUACUCGUGAUUCAAACGACUGACAGUCAGGACGUGGGCCGGUCAGUGUCCGUGGAUGCAACACGCCCGUUGGGCCAAGUUCAUUUCCGUACUGAGGUCUGCAUCUGUACUACAAGGCGUGCUACCAGUUCUCAUGACAAGCAGAUGCAGUUCUACCACGCCUUCUAUCUACCAUCACUACCAAGUGCCCACACGUCUGCGGUGCUGCGUGCCUGGUGAAAAUUGCGUUUCUGGUAUAAACGCCAAUUGCAGAAAUAAUGUGAUAUAUAAGCUUCGUACUGAUGUGUCAAUGACUGAAAGUGUGAGAGUGAGAGUGAGAAAGAUGAGAGGGAGAUACACGAUGAAGUAUUACUUAGUUGUUUAUAUGUACAUAGUACAUUAAGUGAUUAAACAGUGAUAUUAAGUUAUAUUGACAAGUAAAUUAUGAUGUUCACGGUGUGGCUUAAUUCAUAGUCUUUGUUGAACAAUAAACCACAUAAUCUCUUUUCCUAAAAA
Frankliniella occidentalis (western flower thrips) is the source of this 1308-nucleotide messenger RNA. RefSeq lists its product as uncharacterized. NCBI's taxonomy places the organism in Eukaryota, Metazoa, Arthropoda, Insecta, Thysanoptera, Thripidae. The transcript has 3 exons. The record is from RefSeq and is a predicted model, not a curated record. The coding region runs from base 209 to 553 and encodes 114 amino acids.